UGACGCGAAACAUAGCAAGAAGCUUCUAUAAAAUAUCGAGUGGCGUAUUGACAAAACCGAGGCCGCCUGUCUCCACCUCCCACGUCGAUUCCAAACAUCCCGCCUCGGCCUAGCCCCGCCUACUUCACGUAAAUAUCCUUUUACAUUAUGUUAUAUACUUACUUAUUUCACCUUACAUAUUUUAGUAAAGGUACGGAGGGCUCUGGUAUAUGAGGCUUGUGUUCCUAGUACAUAAAGUGUUAGCUCGCGGAUGGAUGUGUGUCUGGAGCCCAGUGUUAUAUAACGGUUCUAUUUCAAUUGUUUAAUCAGUCGUUUCAAUUUAAUCUCUGUACAAUUCUUCAUAAUAAGGAUAUAAGUAUUUCUAUUCAAUAAUAACAAUCUUAAACUACAACAGUUUCCUAUUUUGAGAUUGUCUGAAUAAUAUCUUAAAAGCAGACCACAAACACAAAGUAAUACAAUGCAAGUAGCCCAGUGAAAACAGAACUGCAAUAAAACCACAAAAGCAGCAAGAAAACAAUGAAUAUUCAAAAGCAGAUUCCCUUCACGAAAAGUUUCCGCGAAGAGAACCGGAACCAUUUCUGAUACACGAUUCAUGAGUAACAAACAGGACUUUAACAAACAAAAUCAACAGAGCAGGCCCAACGGCUAAGAAGCCGAACUGCUCGUACAAUGUCGGUGGAACAGUUAGCGCUAACAAGCCAGCCAUGCAAAGUUGCUAAACAGUGAGUCUGCGAGCCCCGCGGUCGAAUAAUUCCCCCGACCGGACACUAACUGGAAAACUGGCCACUUGUUUGUCAGUUCGGCCGCUGGUUAGUGUAGCGGCUCCUGGUGCGGCUGGAAAGAAUGACGAUAUAGCGUCGAGAUAAGUUUGGAACAAGCCAGUGGGUGUGUAGGAGGUGGUUCACGGCUGACUGGCGCUGGAUGUGGCUGAAGAGAUAAUGGAGAGCCAGUCGCUGGGCCGCGCGCGCCACCCGCCCGCCGCGCGCAACCACAUCGUCUACACCGACCAAAAAGGAAGAAAGAUUCCGUACGCUGACAAAACCACUCCUGAACCGAUCCUGAACAAUAAUACAAGUCGAGACACAAAGGAGUCGAUACGAAACAGUUAUAAUAGCCAAUUCAAAGUUGGGAUCUACGGGUGGCGGAAAAAAUGUCUCUACAUUCUUGUCAUGGCGCUGAUGCUCAUGAUGAUCAUCAACCUGGCACUGACGCUUUGGGUCCUCAAAGUCAUGGAUUUCAAUUCUGAGGGCAUGGGCCAGCUACGCAUCGUGCCGGGCGGCCUGCAGCUGCUGGGGCAGGCGCUCGUGCUCGACUCCAUGUUCGCGUCCAGCAUCAAGGCGCGCCGCGGACAGCCCAUCACCCUCGAGUCGUCCAGGAACUUCACCAUAUCGACGAGAGAUCCGGACGGGCUGCUACAGAGCAGACUGUUUUUGGGUCACGACCGUCUAGAAAUAACCGCGAGCCGCCUGGAGGUCCGCGACAGUCGAGGGCAGCUGCUGCUGGGCGCCGCCCACGACGCGGUGACGGUGGGCGCCGACGCCCUCAGCCUCACCAGCCCGGCUGGAGCCACCUUUCAUGUCGCUGUGCAGACGCCUGUCGUCAAGGCGCCGCCGGCUAAACCUCUUAUGUUGGAGUCCCCGACGAGGUCCCUGGAGAUGCAGGCGGCACAGAGUGUGAGCAUUGAGUCCCGCGCCGGGGACAUCAGCGCCACCUGUCUCACCACCUUCCAGCUGCGGUCUAUAGCUGGAUCGAUACGGCUCGACGCACCGAGCAUAUACAUGCCAAAGCUGAAGUCAGCGCUGCCGCUGCCACCCUCGCAGCCGCACUCGCACGACCCACACCAUCAGAACAUCUACCAGCUCUGCGCAUGCGCGAAUGGCAAGCUGUUCCUCGCGCCGCCCCACGGCGCCUGCGCAGCCAGAGAAGACAGCCUCAUAUGUCGAUGAUGGCAUUCCGCCAGUGUCUAUUGUACAGGUUUACAAAACAAUUUGAAGUGAAAAGUGUUCAUAAAGUUCAAUUGUGUAAUUUGUGUUGGAGUGUAGGUUCAGAACUAUGGUAACUAAUGAGGGUUUAUUGUAGCUUGAGUGUGCAGGUGUUAUAAAACAAUGAAUAAUUGAGCUGAAAAUUUAAUGCAUUUUUUAUUUGGUUCAUCAAAUACAUAAUAUGUAUAAAAUUCAAGUGCAGCUUGCCAGUAUUUACGCAGUGUUGUACAAAUUGUUGUGUUUAUAUUCGUUGUGUCUGACCUCCUGUGGGGCUUUGUUUUCAAAACAUUAUUGUAAGCAAUAUCAACAUGGUUCUACAACGACCUUAUUUAUGAUCUAGAUUAGAAAAAUAUAUACGAAGACUAAGAAAAAUAUAUUUCUGUGACGCUUUAAGUGUGUUUUCUUAGCUUUCUUCUAGAAGUUAUUCCGAUAUUUUCAAUUUUAAUUAUCGUGACAUAGUGCCUUUCGGAAUUACAACUAGGCUGAUAAUAAAUUCUGGGAGUGUUUAAUAAAUUGAAAUAUAAAUCAAAAGUAACAUAUCAAAAAUAGAAGUAAAUUAAACAGUUGUUGUUUGUUACACUUUUUUGUUAAUGUUCUAUUUAUGUCGGCCACAUUUCACUUAAAACUUUGACUGAUGGAUCAAAGUAAAUAUUAUGUUUUGUUCUGAAAACUCAGGUCACUAUUUGUAAUUAUGUUACUUAAUUGAUAUUUUAGUAAAUUAUUGUACCUUUGUA
Molecule: messenger RNA, 2716 nt
Organism: Plutella xylostella (diamondback moth)
Lineage: Eukaryota; Metazoa; Arthropoda; Insecta; Lepidoptera; Plutellidae
Product: zeta-sarcoglycan
Biological process (GO): heart contraction
Cellular component (GO): sarcoglycan complex; membrane
Source: RefSeq, a predicted model, not a curated record